Messenger RNA from Schizophyllum commune H4-8, 249 nucleotides. RefSeq lists its product as uncharacterized. NCBI's taxonomy places the organism in Eukaryota, Fungi, Basidiomycota, Agaricomycetes, Agaricales, Schizophyllaceae. The coding region runs from base 66 to 218 and encodes 50 amino acids. The record is from RefSeq and is a predicted model, not a curated record. The transcript has a single exon.
UCUAAAAGUACAAGCAAUUGCGAACGGCAAGUUUCAGGGAAUACCAGGGCUCGCAAGGUCUAAAUAUGCCUAUCUUCUGCUGUAAGUGCGAGGUACGGAACGCCAGGUUCGGCGGGAGACGCGCGACGAGCAACGCAAUCAUUAUGACCAUAGGACAUGCAUACGCGGCUUCGACCUACUACCACAAAGUCAGAUCGCGACAUGCUCGAGUCAUCUGAAUCUUCUAUCGUUUGCUGCCCAUCUUUUCGC